UUUACCACAUGUCUACUGUUCCUGAGCUGAAAGGCUUGCAUUGCAGUUUGAACUGUUGGAGCAUCUACUGCAGAAUAAGCUGUCUGCAUUCCAAGAGCUUAGAAUUAUUUAUGUAGCAGGCUUCAGACUCGUUAGCCUAUUACAUAUUUUUCUUGCUCAGUUACAAGCAGCCUAAACAAAAGGAUUUCUCUGCAAAGCAUUCACCUCUCAUGCAUACAGAAUGAAGCCAAGACUGGAAACUCUUGUACUGGUUGUGGCCCUAGUCACUCUGACAAUGUCAUCGCCAUCAAACACUGACCCUCGGUUAGAACCCCACUCAACAGUACUACGCAGAUCAAGAAGAGAGACUGCCAACGCCACUCAAAUUAGAGAGAUUUUACUCGACCUGUUGGCAGAAGAAGAUGUCAGAGAAGUGAUAGUAGGACCUCCAGGAAGGAAGGGAAUUCCCGGACCCCCAGGAGUAACAAACAUAACAGAAGGACCUAUAGGACUACCAGGCCGUAAAGGACUGCCUGGUGACCCAGGAGAGGAUGGGCCAGCUGGCAGGAAAGGUGUCCCUGGAGAUCCAGGAGCUAAUGGAGUACCUGGAGAACCAGGCAGAAAAGGCACACCAGGAACAGAUGGAGUACCCGGAACACCAGGAUACAACGGAACAAAUGGAAUUCCAGGUGUUCAAGGUCCACCCGGUAGGAAGGGUAUCCCUGGACCAGCUGGAGUCCCUGGUCUGAAUGGUAGCAGUGGAGAGCCUGGUCUCCCUGGUGAUAGCGUUAUGGGCCCCCCCGGGAGGAAGGGGAUACCUGGAGUUCCUGGUGAUCCAGGUAGGAAGGGAUCACCUGGGGUUAAUGGAGUACCUGGAGCUCCUGGUAUCAACGGAACAGAAGGACCUGGCGGAAGAAAGGGUCUCCCUGGUGAUCCAGGUGCGCGUGGACCCAUUGGCCCAGAGGGACCAGCUGGAGAGGCAGGGAGGAAGGGCAACCCUGGAGAAGAUGGUGACCCGGGACCCACUGGACCUCAAGGUAUCAGGGGACCAGCAGGAGUUGAUGGCAUACAGGGUCCUAUGGGAUCACCAGGACGCAAGGGCAUCCCUGGAAUACCAGGAGUGAAUGGAGCGCCUGGUACAAAUGGCACCGAUGGUAUUGACGGGACACCAGGGAGAAAAGGAACACCAGGAGAGAAUGGAUUCAAUGGAACAAAUGGUGAACCUGGACGCAAAGGUACACCUGGCCCCAUGGGCACUCCAGGUCUACCCGGAGUUCCUGGAAUGAACGGGAAUGAUGGAAUUAUGGGUCCACCUGGUAGAAAAGGUAUACCUGGACCUGAAGGGCCGGGUGGUCGAAAGGGCUUGCCUGGUGAUCCUGGAGAGAUUGGACUGACAGGAGAGAAGGGAGAGGCUGGACGUAAGGGAAAUCCUGGUAUCGAUGGUGAGGCUGGAAUACCUGGAAGAGUGGGACCACCUGGUAAAGAUGGAAUGAAAGGAAUGCAAGGAGCUACUGGCAUAGGGAACCCAGGAAGAACUGGACCUCCAGGCAAGCAAGGAGAGUCGGGUGAGGAUGGAGAGAAGGGAAUGAUUGGACCAAUAGGAAUACCUGGUAUCCAAGGACGCAAGGGAAGCCCUGGAUCAAACGGAGUGCCAGGAGAACCGGGAAUACAGGGACCAUCUGGAAGGAAAGGUGUCCCUGGAGAUGCUGGAAUACCAGGAACCCCAGGCAGCAAGGGAUUUCCCGGUCGCCCUGGUGAUAUUGGAGAGGAUGGAAUACCCGGGGCACAGGGCAGACCUGGUAAAGAUGGCCAAGAUGGGAAACAAGGAGAUCCAGGAAUCCCCGGCUCUACUGGAGUACCAGGGAAACCAGGAGAAGAUGGACCUACAGGACCAGCUGGACCUGACGGUGUUGACGGGAGGAAGGGGCUACCUGGUGACGACGGGCCUCAGGGGCCACAGGGAGAAAUGGGCACACCUGGCAGUAAAGGGCUUCCUGGAAUGAAAGGAAUGAGAGGAAUAGACGGUGUGCCUGGCAUAAAGGGAGUGCCUGGACUUCCUGGGAGCGAUGGGAAAGAUGGCAACGAUGGAAUACCUGGCAGGACGGGGAAACCAGGAGACCAAGGAAUGUCUGGUUCCAAAGGUGUUCCCGGACUCCCUGGACCAGCAGGACCAGCCGGCCCUCAAGGAGAAACAGGCUCUAAAGGAUUCCCGGGUAUGAAAGGACAAUCUGGAAGGAAAGGUUUGCCUGGAGAUCCUGGGCCACAGGGCGUGAAUGGUAUACCUGGUAGCAAGGGCUUCCCUGGACAGAUGGGAGAUAUUGGGCCGGAGGGACCUAGGGGACCGAUCGGACUCGAAGGAAGAACUGGCAAGCCUGGUCUGCCUGGAGCAAAUGGAGAACCUGGAGAUCCGGGUAACGAUGGAGAGACAGGGCGCAAAGGUUCACCCGGAGAUGCUGGUAUUCAGGGGCCAUCGGGGUCCAAGGGUGUGCCUGGCCUACCUGGUAAGGAUGGCAACAACGGAAUCAAGGGAGUGCCUGGAUUGCCAGGUGAUGAUGGAGUACCUGGCAGCAAGGGAGUGCCUGGAAUUAAUGGUGUCCCUGGAGAGAAAGGAGAGUCGGGCAGGAAGGGUCUCCCUGGUGAUGAUGGAGUGCCUGGGACUAUGGGUCUACCUGGUGAUGACGGAGCGGUCGGUCCACAAGGUCCCAUUGGUCCAAUUGGUGACACAGGUCCCCAAGGACCACAAGGAAUACAGGGCCCAAUCGGCACUCCUGGUCAAGAUGGUGUAGAUGGCCGUAAAGGAUUACCUGGCGAUACAGGACCGACUGGUCCCCCCGGACAAGACAGCGAUGUGCCGGGGCCAACUGGACCCCAGGGUCCUCAAGGAAUACCGGGUAAUAUGGGUGAUCGUGGUUUUACUGGAGAGCCUGGUAUCAAUGGUACUAACGGAACACCUGGCCGCAAGGGACCCCCUGGAGAGACUGGUGCACCUGGCAUCGAUGGACCAGAGGGACCCCCUGGGCGGGACGGUGAAACUGGUAGGAAAGGAACACCAGGAGAUAACGGAGAUACAGGACCCCCUGGACAGAAUGGAGCACCAGGAGUUCCUGGUAGGAAUGGUACUGACGGUGUCCCAGGCCCACAAGGUCUCACCGGCCGCAAGGGAUCGCCUGGUUUGAUUGGACCAGUUGGGCCUCAAGGAGAGACUGGCAGGAAAGGAUCUCCUGGUGUCCCAGGCUUCAAUGGAACUCAGGGGCUUCAGGGGAGGAAAGGAGUGCCAGGACUGGCUGGAAGAAAGGGUUUGCCUGGUGACCCAGGUGCUGAUGGUCCAGGUGGUCGGAAAGGUAUCCCUGGAGACAUUGGUUUGCCCGGUAGAAAGGGUCCACCUGGGAUAACUGGUCCGGCUGGUGAGCCUGGGCUGCAAGGAUCGACGGGGAGGAAGGGACCACCCGGUCUCACUGGAGAGAAGGGCAUGAAAGGAAUGCAAGGUGAUACUGGCCCUGAGGGUCCUGCUGGCAGUUCUGGUGUUAGUGGCUCUAAUGGUAAAGAGGGACCUCCUGGAACAACUGGCAACGAUGGGAAGGAUGGACUCAUUGGACGGCCAGGACCUCCAGGUAUACCUGGUGAGAGAGGUGUUAAAGGUGACUCUGGCUCCCCUGGUGAGAUUGGUCUCACUGGGCAAUCUGGCCCUCAGGGUAUAAUUGGACCCCCUGGUGAGGUAGGACCUCGCGGCAUUCAAGGACUACCAGGAAUUCAAACUGAACUAAUCACUCGCCACAGCAGGGGAUCUCUAGUUCCCCCCUGUCCUGUUGGUUCGUCCAGUCUAUGGCAGGGCUACAGCUUGUCCAAGAUUAGCACUCAAACAGUCGAUGAAGACCAAAGUGGAUCUUGUUUAAAGCAGUUCUCACCUCAUUCGCUCUUUUCAUGGAUUAGCUCGAGCGAGACUAAAGACGUGUAUGGAGUGGACGAUGUGUCGAGAUGCAGUGUGUGCUCUGUACCAGGAACAGUGGUGACGGUUCACUCUCAAACAUCCUCGCUUGCUGAGUGCCCUAACACAUGGUCCAGCUUGUGGUCUGGUUACAGCUUCAUCAGUGCAGACAUGGGUAUAACUCUCGACUCACAUGCUUCCUGUUUUGAGGAAUUUCUCUCUGAGUUCUCUGUCAUACAGUGUAAGGGUGUGGGCGGUGCUUGUGAGCAGACUAGUGUAGCUGUGAGCUCGGUGGGCGUGUGGCUGCCUUCGAUUGAGAGUGAAGACAACGGAUUAGUGGCUGGAUCAGAGAAUACGAGUCGUUGUAUCGUUUGUAGGAAAGAGUAGUCAUUUAUUGCACGGACAAACUUUGUAACCACUGUAAUGAUUGUGUGUAUAGCUAACCUAAAACACUUCCAUGUUUCAGUUGAUAUCCAGUAGAUUUUGAACUUUUUUUUUUUUGUAGUAUUCUGAACGACUAUAUAUAAUUCAAUAAUUGUUCACGUAUAAUUAGACGACUUUAUAUCAUAUAUAUAUAUUAUAGCGGU
This is a messenger RNA of Halichondria panicea, 4491 nucleotides long. RefSeq names its product collagen alpha-4(IV) chain-like. The transcript has 39 exons. The record is from RefSeq and is a predicted model, not a curated record. Gene Ontology annotation, molecular function: extracellular matrix structural constituent conferring tensile strength. Gene Ontology annotation, biological process: extracellular matrix organization. Lineage: Eukaryota; Metazoa; Porifera; Demospongiae; Suberitida; Halichondriidae. Gene Ontology annotation, cellular component: basement membrane; collagen trimer. The coding region runs from base 221 to 4291 and encodes 1356 amino acids.